AUGAAUUCAUCAGUCAGUGAAAAAGUGUCAUAUAAAGUGUUGGUUAUCGGAGACCCGGGUGUCGGUAAAACCUCAAUUAUUCGAAGAUUUGUUCAUAAUGUUUUUUCAUCAAAUUAUAAAACCACGGUGAGUAUUUUUAUUGAUUUUUUUAAAUAAUGAUAAUACGAUAUUGUUCAGAUUGGUGUUGACUUCGCGUUGAAAAUACUGCCAGUUGAUGAAAAUACAGUGGUCCAUCUGCAAAUUUGGGAUAUUUCAGGUUAG
This is a messenger RNA of Caenorhabditis angaria, 261 nucleotides long. The record is from the annotation of a GenBank genome assembly. Lineage: Eukaryota; Metazoa; Nematoda; Chromadorea; Rhabditida; Rhabditidae.